ACAGGAAGUGCUUGUUGGAGGUUUAUUUUGGCUAGCUUUUCACUCGUGAUGGAGGAAAGAGAGAUGGGUAGAUACAUUUGCUCAUUCGUGACAAAAUUACCUUGAUCAUAAUCGGACAGGGGCAAUUUAAGGUGAACGCUUCUCAAAAAUUGAGGUACAUGUCUGAAGAGAGCAAUGUCUCGCCCUGAGAUUACAGGUCCAAGUGCUUGGGCUUUUUCUCUGGGCCAGAGGAGUCUGCUAGGCGUUGGCGCUGUUCUGGCAUGGAUGGUUCUUUUUCAUUUGCUGGUGAAUGUGUGGCUGCUGUGCGUGUUCACUAGCCUGCUGGUGGUGCUGGGAGGCUGGCUGGGUUCUCAAGCCGUUCUGGACUCCAAUAGUGUCAUUCACCUCGAGCGCUUUGUCACGCUGGAGCGGGUGCGCAACUCCCCUGAAAGCGAGCUGCAACUGGAACAGGAGCUCCGGCGCACUGUGCGCAAGAUUACCCGCGACUUUGUCUCCUCUUGGUACCGCACCGUGUCUACAGAGCCUGAGUUCGUGGUAGAAGCACACGAUGCCAUGCUAGCCAUGGCGAUGGAGCUGAAUAGGAGGGCUAGGAAUGUGGAAAGGAAGGCCCUGACACAGAGGGUACUGGACCUGUUUGGUGGCCACCUGCAGAUUUUCUUGCAGGUGCAAGAGAUGGUGGGGCAGCCAGGUGCAGAAGACUGCCGCCCUUCAGAGUCUGGUGUGUGGAAUGUGUACCGCACAGUAACCGCGCCUCACCCAGCUCUCCAGAGCCCUGCUGCGGACGUGAAGUACGCCCGGGCUGUCGUUGACCUUCUCUUACAUGUGCUGGUUCCGCCCCCUCACCUGGAGACACGAACAGGCCGGUUUGUAGUGGGAGAGCUCAUCACCUGUAACGUGCUCCUGCCCCUCCUCAGCAAGAUCUCUGAUCCCGACUGGCUCAACCUGCUGAUUGUCAACAUCUUCUCCAAGUCUGGCAGGCCGGACACGGAAAUGGCGGAGGCGCCCACAGGAUGGGACAAGCCCCUGCCUGUCUCUGACCCCGUCACUCCGAUGCCCCCAGCCACUGCACCGAAUGGGAGGGUUGGAUCUGUUCCCACGCCCUCGCCCACACCCGAGCUCUCUGUGUACGAUGUAGUCGAUGCUGCAGAGCAGUUUGGUCAGCAGAACAUGGAGGAAGAGGAGGUGGAGGAGGAGGAGGAGGUGGAGCCCAGGCAGGAGGUUGGGUCCAGCCAGUUCCCUUUGGGAAAGUGUGCUGAAAUUCCUGCCGACUUUCUGAGGCCCACCAAAUUCAACCCUUUUUACCAAGAGACAGACUCUGACUUGGAGUCUCCUUCCUCAGAUUUUAAGAGGAGCUCUAUGGAGUCACUGGUUCUGAUUGGGCAAGAAGAGGUGCUGUCAGACCGGCUGAGGGAUUGUGCCACGCCCACAGACAUCAGCAGCGUGGGGGACCUGGAGGAUGAGCAGGGUUACGUGGCUUUAGGAGAGGCCCCCUGUCCUCAGGUGCUGGUAUCGGAGGGAUUGACAGGCCCUGAUUUGGGCAAGGAGGUGGAGGGAGAGCGGGGCGAGUGGACAGGCAGGGGUAACCCUAAUGAGCUCUCUGUGACCGCUCCCCUGCUGACGUCCUCCCCCAGUGCAGGGGGCGUGCCUCUCUCCCCCUUCAGCUUUGAGCCACUCAGCAGCCCUGAGGGGCCAGUCAUCAUACAGAACCUUCGCAUCACUGGCACCAUCACUGCCAAAGAGCACCGUGGCACUGGCUCCCACCCCUACACCCUCUACACAAUUAAGUAUGAAACUGCGGUGGACAGUGAGAAUCCCGGCUCUCUCCAGCCAGUGGCCUAUCACAUGGUAAACCGUCGCUACAGCGAGUUCCUCAAUCUGCAGACCCGACUGGAGGAGAAACCAGACCUGCGCAAAAUUCUCAAAAAUGUGAAAGGGCCAAAGAAGAUCUUUCCUGACCUUCCAUUUGGAAACAUGGACAGUGACAAAGUUGAAGCUAGAAAAGCCUUGCUUGAAACAUUUCUCAAGCAACUUUGUGCCAUUCCUGAAACCGCUAACAGUGAAGAGAUGCAAGAGUUCCUGGCCCUCAACACGGACGCAAGAAUUGCUUUUGUGAAGAAGCCUUUCAUUGUAUCACGGAUAGACAAGAUCGUGGUGAACGCCAUCGUGGACACCCUAAAAACAGCCUUUCCUCGCUCGGAGCCGCAGAGCCCCACCGAGGAAGUGGACGGCGACGGCGAGGGACGUUCGCCAUCCGAGACCAAGAAGUCAAAGUCCAAACUGAGAUUCUCCAGUAAAAUCACUCCAGUUCUCAGCUUGUCUGACAUUCAGCCCAAAGUGCUUUACUGCUUUAAUGAGGCGAGCACAGUGUUCAGCGGCCUCUCUCUGUCUGGGCUUGAGGCCUUCAUUAAGGAGCAGGAGAGGCUGCUGUGCAAGACGCCAGUGCGGGAGGUUGGCGGGGAGGAGGGCCCCCUGGAGGUGAAAGGAGGUACAGCAGCUUGUGCUGGUUCUGAGAGUCUGCCAGCAACACAGAAGCAUGGAGCAGUAGCGGAGACGGCUCUGGCAGACAUGGCUCUGAAUAUCCUGUGUUUGAUGAUGAAGGAUCAUUGGAGCUGGGUCUGCACUGACAACAUCCAAAAGAGCAUCAGACUGCUGUUUGGAACUCUCAUCGACAGGUGGCUGGAUGUGGGAGUGGCUAACCUCACCUGCACGCAGUACUGGGUGACGUACCUGCGCGUGCUCCAGGAGGCCGUGUGGCCCGGGGGGGUCCUGCCCACCCAGCCCCGCCCCCAGCGCAGCCAGCAGCAGAAGGACGAAACCAGGCGGCAGUCCCUGCACUGCCUGAUGAAACUGAUCCCAGAUCUCAUCUCUGACUUGCUGGGUUCUGUCAAGUACAGAUCGAGCUGGCAGACAGUGCUGGGCUCCCUUCAGGACCCCAACGUAAACAGGCACCUGGUGUACUGUGUGUGUGACCUGCUGCUGGAGUUUCUGAUUCCUGAGUCCUCAGACGAGGACUUUCAGAAAUCCCUGCUGGACAGCCUCUCCAGGAACACGGACAAGCCGUCUGCCUGAAACUACGGCAGAACCCCUCUGUCCUGAAGCACACACAAACUCACACACAAGCACUUAAUACUUUGGCAGCUGAUCAAGAAAAAUAUGAGGAGUAUAGGUACCUGAAGAAGGCUCACAGUAUCUCUUCGUUCAACGUGUCCCUACCUUCAGAAUCUGUAUUCUGAAUGAACUGAAUUUUCCCAUUACAGCUUUUCCUAUCUGCUAGCUAGAGACUACAUUACCCAUUGCACACUGCAGCUCGACUGUGUGCUAUUUAUGAUAUUUAUGCUUACUGUGUACUAGUGAUAGGCAACUUGAUGGUGCUUACUGUGCGCUAGUGUUUAAUUCUGAGCUUGGAUGGACUGUGUUUGAGACCCUCCUCCCCAGAUCCAUCUCCUCCCUGUUUUCACUCUGAAUCUAAACCUUUGGCAAACCCCUUUCAUAUGAACCUAACACUGUUGCAAUGUUUCCUGGCCUUGCCCUUAAAGAAACAUGGAUUUAUUGGAUGGGGGUUUGGAUGAGGUGUCAGAGGGAUCUAAUUCUUACUUCUUCCCGAUGUUUGCAGUGGCAUGCUCUUGUGUCUCGUGGCUGUUUUGCCUUUUUUCCUUGUUAGAUACCAAACCACCCUUUCUUGGUGAAGCCCGCCGGCAUGUUCUGGUCUAAGCAUGUAACGUGUGUGCCUCGCGUGCCUCGUUUGCUGGUCCAAGUGUGGAAUGUUUGCAUGUGUGUUUGCCUUGUUAUCUAACGGUUGUAUUCCAGGCCCCAUCCAAGGGCCUCUGGUUUUGGUUGGUUUUUUUCUCUUUGUAGUACAAACUGCUGUAAUUAUUCCAUGGAUGCGUUUGGACCUAUCCAACCAUUCCAAUGGGGGGGUAGAGGGAUGGGGAGGGGGGGCGCUGCUGUCUAAAGCGCAUUAUCAGCACCUGGCAUUCUGUUUCUUAGGCCUCACACUUGAGCAGAAACUGCAAGGGUUGCACAAUUCUGUCUGCCUCUGCGUGAAAAACAGACCACCAUGUUUGUGGAGCCCGUCAUGCUAGCAGAAGUCUUCAGUCAAGCAGCUAUGAAACUUUGUGCUUAGCAAUCAAUACUGAAUUUAUGCAAGAAUGACUUUUUCCAUUUGAUUUUUAUGAACUUCACCAAGAAUUUGUCAGUUAUCUAAAUGAAUAAUAUUGUGUAAGACUUGAAUAGGCACAAUAUGUUACAAUUCAUGCAUCAAAGCUAUGGGCAGUUCUGUAGCGUACCUUCUCCCAGGUGUGGGGGCAUGGCGUGUCCCUACACGCAUAUUUGCAUUGUUUUUGUUUAUACGGCUUCAUUUGCCAACCCUCAUUUCCUGGUUUCUAUACCUGUAGAAAAAGUAAGCCGCAUGUGAUGGUUGUUGUGAAAGCCAAGCUGCAGUGAAUUGUUUUUUUUCCAAGCCCAGAUUCUGUGGGAAGCCAGUGUGUUUCACCACCGGGGGGGGGGGGGGGG
Molecule: messenger RNA, 4512 nt
Organism: Anguilla anguilla (European eel)
Lineage: Eukaryota; Metazoa; Chordata; Actinopteri; Anguilliformes; Anguillidae
Gene: snx19b
Product: sorting nexin 19b
Exons: 12
Coding region: 175-3069 (964 amino acids)
Cellular component (GO): intracellular membrane-bounded organelle; early endosome membrane
Molecular function (GO): phosphatidylinositol binding
Source: RefSeq, a predicted model, not a curated record